AUGAGAAACGUGCUAAUAAGAGGCCACCGCCACAGCUUGGGGCAUUUUGUGGCGGAUUCCAAGAGUCUUGGAGAACAUCAAUGGCUCGUCCCGAAGGGAAGAUCGCUAGGCCUUGGAAAUAAUCGACUUCCCGUUAUUGUUGACCAAGACCCUAGGAGAGCCACACAACAAGAGGAAGAAACGGAUCUCAUCCCUAUCCACAAGCCUGGGGGUAGCUACAUUCUAGGCAAGUACAAUGAUUAUGUUUUAGCCAGCUGGAGAUGUUCUUCUGCACCGGAAGCACUAACUAGAUAG
Paracoccidioides brasiliensis Pb18 is the source of this 294-nucleotide messenger RNA. RefSeq lists its product as uncharacterized. Bases 1 to 294 code for a protein of 97 amino acids. The transcript has a single exon. The record is from RefSeq and is a predicted model, not a curated record.